Molecule: messenger RNA, 2188 nt
Organism: Xiphias gladius (swordfish)
Lineage: Eukaryota; Metazoa; Chordata; Actinopteri; Istiophoriformes; Xiphiidae
Gene: nedd8
Product: NEDD8 ubiquitin like modifier
Exons: 4
Coding region: 321-596 (91 amino acids)
Biological process (GO): modification-dependent protein catabolic process; protein neddylation; regulation of proteolysis
Cellular component (GO): cytoplasm; nucleus
Molecular function (GO): protein tag activity; ubiquitin protein ligase binding
Source: RefSeq, a predicted model, not a curated record
GGUUUUCUUUUGUUGGCGCAAUGCUCACACUAAUUUAACAUCAUUUUAGGGCAUUUUCGUUGUGCGUUUUCGACCGUUAAAUGAAGCAAGUCCGAAAUCCACUGAAGCGGAACGGUUGGCAUACAAAAAAAAAGAGGCGGUGUGAUUUACUGAGAAACACAGGAAACACCCAUUGAAUCUUUGGAAGGAAUUAUCGAGUCAUAAAAUACCGUAUUAACAUUAUCUUUCAACCCGCGGUUGGUCAAAUCAUAGAUUUUGUUGACAUAUAAUCAUACCACUCAUCCCGCUCCAGGGAAUUUUAUAAAAACAAGUCAACAAAGAUGCUGAUUAAAGUGAAGACGCUCACUGGCAAGGAGAUAGAGAUUGACAUAGAGCCCACUGAUAAGGUGGAGCGGAUUAAAGAAAGGGUGGAGGAGAAAGAGGGGAUUCCUCCGCAACAGCAGAGGCUGAUCUACAGUGGAAAACAGAUGAACGAUGAGAAAACCGCGGCAGACUAUAAAAUCCAGGGAGGCUCUGUUCUCCACCUGGUACUUGCUCUGCGAGGAGGGCAGGUGCCCUGCUCUCCAAGAAGCCUCUACUCCAAGCCUGCAUUGUAGCCAUCACUACAAAACAUGCCUUAGCUUUUGCAAUGCCUACAAAAAGAGGAUACACUAAAAACACACAGCCACCGGUUGUGGAGUCAACCGGUGGCACCGUAGGCAACACAGAACCAUUGGUUAGAGAUCAGGUUCUGCUUGUGGCAGCCUCUUCCCAUCAGCCAAAAAUGCGUUGACUGCAAACAUUUCCCCACUGUUAGGGCGAGACACUCCACAUGUCAAAGCUAGGCUGGGGGAAAAGGCAAGUUACUUUCAAAAUUAAAACAAGCUUUGGCUAUAGAUUCAUGACCCAGAGCUAAUUUGGCUGCUAUGGAAAACUUACAUGACUUUUUGCUUUUUGCGGUUAUUUUUUUCAGCUCUGAAUCAGGCAAGGCUGAGUUUCCCAAAGCAUCUAAGCAGAGAUGUUAUCUUUGUUCCACUUACCCACAAUGAAGUAGAGAUAACGGUAGCGUACAGAUGCUUUAGGGAAAGCCAUUUUUGGAUUACAAUCUUUGCCUUCAGAGCGUGACACAAAGUAAGAUUUACUGGUUCUACUUCCUACAUGUUUUAUUCUGUUCUCGACAUAAUGCCCCCACUCAUAUAGUUUAAUUAUCUGAAGCUACUGUAUCAAUGUAUCAAAAGACAUUUUCUCUUGCGAAGCGCCCAUGGAGCUCAGUUAGACUUAUGAAGAAUGGGCAUAUUUAAAAGAAUAGUUUGAUGUUUUGGAAAACACAAUUAUUUGAUGUCCAAUGGAAAAAAGCCUUUCAGCACCUUUGAAGGUUACCGAUUAACACAUCAUAUCUUGUUCGAUUAAUCCAUACAAAAAACAAACUUUAAAACAACUGUUCGAUGCCUUAGGGAGGAUUAUGUGCCGGACUGGUUCUUGGUCCUGGACAGUUGCCAGGCAACCAACGGUCCGGUGCUGUCCCUCUACGAAGUGAUGAAUUAUCAUUUUAUUAUUUUAUUAUUGUUGUUAUUGUUUUUUUUUAAUGAUUAAACAAGUGGGAUAUAACGUGUUAAUUAGUGAGCUUUAAAGGUGCUGACAGUUGAAUUUUGUUACCAUUGGAGCCAGAGUAGCUGUUUCCAGGCUUUGGGCUAACAAACGGCACGAGUGCUAAGCUAACUGGCUGCUGGCUGCAGCCUUAAUGGACAAAGUUGAGAUCGGUAUCGAUCUUCUGAUUUAACAUUAACUCUGCACCAGAAAAGUCAAUAGGCAUAUUUGCCAAGAUGUUGAACUAUUCCUAUAAGGGAAAACAACUAAAGGACAUGUUUUGUGUGCUUUGUGUGUCAGGAAAACCUCCUGCCACUUACUCUAAAUCAUGUACCACAUAAUGUGCUUUACUCCUGCUUCAUAGACUGUGCAUGUCCAUUCAGUAGGAUAAUGUUUUUAUAAAAUUUCACGUGAAUUUAAUUUGUUAAGAGUGAUUUGUUUUUGUGUUGAUUGCAUAGGUUACUACUGAAAGUAGACAAGGAGCGUACUAACUCUGGUCCUGACUGACAAUGGCUUCAGUUUACAUGGAUAUUGUUAGGUUUGUUUGUAUCUCCAGAGAAGCAAUGUCAACUUUUGGGAUUGCUGUGAAAGCACCCAUAUGUAAUCAACACCCCCCCCCCCC